AUGGACCCCAAAUCUACUGUUGUUUAUGACCUGCAUCCCUGCUUUGAAAUACAUAAUGUCUCUUACAUACUCACAAGCACUCCUUCUACAGCAUGUGUUUUAUUGUAUAUUUUCCUUGGCUUGUUGUCUGUUGUUACAGUAUGUGGAAACCUUCUGGUAAUAAUCUCUAUCAUUUACUUCAAACAGCUCCACACUCCUACAAGCUCUCUCAUCCUCUCUCUGGCUGUAGCUGACCUGCUUGUUGGUGUUGUAGUUUUUCCUCUCAGCAUGGCCUUCUCUCUUAGCUCAUGUUUGUAUUAUGAACAUUUAUUUUGCAAAGUGAGAGGCAGCUUUGAUGGAAUACUGAGUGCAGCUUCCUUUUUCAAUUUAUGUUGUAUUUCCAUAGACAGAUAUUAUGCAGUGUGUCAGCCUCUGACAUACAGAACUAAGAUAAAUGGUCGUGUUGUUGUGAUCAUGAUUCUGGUCAGCUGGAGUGCUUCAGCUAGUGUUACAAUUAGCCUCAUGGUACAUGAUUUACACCAAGAAAGAUGUAAAGAAAAUUGUUUCCUUCAUGUUUUACUAAUAAACACAUUCGGAAUAAUUUCCUCAUUUUACGGACCAGUCAUCAUAGUGCUCUCUAUCUACCUUAAGAUUUUCCUUGUGGCACAGAGACAGGCACACAGCAUCAGGAACACAACCUGUCCGAGCUCAAAGUCUGGAACAACCAUUAGUAAGAACGAGAGAAAGGCCACAAAAACUUUGGCUAUCGUACUGGGAGCUUUUCUGAUGUGCUGGACUCCCUACAUGAUCGUUUUUUCUCUUAAGACUUUGAAUCCUGUGACAGUGUCAUUUCCACUGUUUGAAACGCUGAACUGGUUGACACUAUUGAACUCAAUGCUCAAUCCAUUUAUUUAUGCUUUCUUUUACAGCUGGUUCAGAUCAGCUUUUGGAAUGAUCAUUUCUGGGAAAAUAUUUCAAGGUGAUUUUGCUGCUGCAAAACUACUCUGA
Molecule: messenger RNA, 987 nt
Organism: Epinephelus fuscoguttatus (brown-marbled grouper)
Lineage: Eukaryota; Metazoa; Chordata; Actinopteri; Perciformes; Serranidae
Product: trace amine-associated receptor 1-like
Exons: 1
Coding region: 1-987 (328 amino acids)
Biological process (GO): G protein-coupled receptor signaling pathway; cell surface receptor signaling pathway
Cellular component (GO): membrane
Molecular function (GO): trace-amine receptor activity
Source: RefSeq, a predicted model, not a curated record